CUAGUUUCAUAUGACCUCGCUGUCAGGUUACACAGUUCAUUGCACACAUCAAAAGAAACGACAUGCCAUAUUUUUUUCACUCAGCGGUUGUUUCUGUUGUUUUUCGGAGAAUACUACUUUAUACCUAGCCGGUUAGCUCGUUAGCUUGUUAGCUUAAAGCCAUGUCAAGGUGGCGCAGGCUGCAUGAGAAGGUGCGGACUGUUCAUGGAUUGCUUUCUUCCACACGGCUAACAGAGAGGCACACAUGGCUGUACGGGCAUUUACCAUUAUGUCAAAGCUUAAGUACAAGCACAGCUCUCCGAAAAGACUUCUUCAAAGAUUUGGAGGACCAGCUUGCAACCAUGAGGAAGAAGGCUGUGGAUGCUCUGCCGGGGAGCAGCUGGAGUCCCAUCAAAGUUAACCCCAACCUUCCGCCAGAGAGAGCUGACAUAGUGAUCGUAGGAGGCGGCGUGAUAGGCUGGUCCAUCGCCUACUGGCUGAAGCAGAAGGAGCUGAUGCAAGGAGCAAUGAAGGUGGUUGUGGUGGAGAAGGACCCAACGUAUUCAAAGGCGUCCACAGUUUUGUCUGCUGGGGGAAUUCGACAGCAGUUCUCUCUGCCCGAGAACAUCCACCUCUCCCUGGCCUCUGCAGACUUCAUGAGAAACAUCAACGAACACCUUGGCGUGUUGAACGAAGACCCGGUCGACCUGCAGUUCAACCAAUCAGGAUACCUCUUCCUGGCCAGUGAGGAUGUGGCUCAUAUCAUGGAGGAGAACUACAGCACCCAGAGGUACGCUGGAGCCAAAGUGACACUGCUCUCUCCAACUCAACUGAAGGAGAAAUUUCCAUGGAUAAACACAGAAGGUGUGGCGCUCGCUUCAUAUGGGUUGGAGAACGAGGGCUCCUUUGACCCAUGGACUCUGUUAAACGCCUUCAGAAGGAAAGCCAUGUCUAUGGGAGUCUUUCAGUGCUUUGGAGAAGUUACCGAUUUAAAAUACACAUCAACCACCAUGACCACGGCUGAUGACGAGCGUUUAGAGCUACGGAGAAUUAGAUCUGUCAGAGUGCAGAUGCCUAACAGCCUGGAGUACCAGCCUGUGGAGUGUGCCAUUGUGGUGAAUGCAGCAGGAGCCUUUUCUGGUAAACUGGCAGAGAUGGUGGGAAUCGGCCUCGGUCCCAAAGACACCAUCGCUGGAAUCCCUCUGCCCGUCGAGCCUCGUAAAAGGUUCGUGUAUGUGGUCCACUGUCCUGACGGUCCAGGCCUCGACACUCCAUUCCUGAUCGACUACUCGGGAGUUUAUUUUAGAAGAGAGGGAUUAGGAGGAAACUACAUUGCUGGGGCUUCACCUGAGGAGGAGGAAGAGCCAGACACCAGUAACCUGGAGGUGGACCACCAGUUCUUUGAGGAAAAAGUUUGGCCCAGCCUGGCUCACCGUGUUCCUGCUUUUGAGAAGCUUAAGGUGACCAGUGCUUGGGCCGGUUUCUACGACUACAACACCUUCGACCAGAAUGGCAUCAUUGGCAUGCAUCCCUUCGUCAAUAACAUGUACUUUGCCACUGGUUUCAGCGGACAUGGCCUGCAGCACUCCCCUGCAGUGGGUCGGGCUGUGGCUGAACUUAUCUUGGACGGGAAUUUUAAAACUUUGGACCUGAGCGGACUCGGAUUCAGACGUAUUCUGUCUCAGGAGCCGAUGCUAGAGAGGAACAUUGUAUAAAGUUGCUUGGACUUCAACCACUGCUCCCAAAGAUUAAUGACAACAACUUGGGUCUUAUUUUUGUAUUUCCAAUCAUUUCUACUUUUUUAUUUAUUUCUCAAAUUAUUAAUGGAGAUAAGGUUAUGACAUAUCAAGCUACAAUGUUUGUACUUUGACACCAGAGACCACUAUCUGCCUUCUUUUUCUCUCUGACACGUGGUGGUGGAAAAAUGGGUCGUAACGUUUACUGAAACCAACACAGUUCAACACCUUCAUCAUAAUGUCAACGGUGCUUUAUUUAAAUAGGAAGAACUGUGGCUCUUCCAUCCCCAUUCUGCAUCUUUGGCGGCUGUUCUUGCACCAUGCAUUUUUGGUUGGAAACUUCUGAAUCCGAACGAAAUAUGUGUUGAUUUUCCUUUAGUUACUUGUCUUAUCUCAGCAUUGCCAAUAGCAAGAGUGAGAGGACAAAGACUGGUGAUGGAGAAAAACAGAGAGAGCCUGGAUGAGUGAGAACACAAUCAGGAAGUUUUCAUCGACAUGAUUAUCUUAAACUAAAGACCUGGACACUUUCCUGAAAGUCUUAAACUGCACAAGCAGAAUAAAAGGAAUCACUCAGAAGGAGAAAACUGUGAACAUGUGGAAAAGAGAUACUUUCUCUUUCCGUGAAGCCUUUUGGCUGAUGAUAAAAUGAUGAAACGUGAAUGACACAGUAGAAACCAUAUCGAAGCCAGAAUUCCCGAGUAAGGAUCCUGUUGGUGUUAUUACUUAGCCAAAUUAUCAUCAGAUGUGACUUUGUCUCUGGAUAUAUGAUGUUUUUACUGAACAUACUUUAUUCUGUAGUAUUUUUAAACCGAGCAAGAAGCAGAAAUACAAAAGCCAUAAAAUGUCUCCCCACAUUUUAAAUGUACCUGUUUAAUUCUCUUUGUCAUUCUCCUAGUUUCAUAUUUAUCUAAGUAAUAAAAAAAGUAUCAGUUAUCAUGA
This is a messenger RNA of Cheilinus undulatus (humphead wrasse), 2654 nucleotides long. It is a transcript of the gene foxred1, whose product is annotated as FAD-dependent oxidoreductase domain containing 1. Lineage: Eukaryota; Metazoa; Chordata; Actinopteri; Labriformes; Labridae. The transcript has 11 exons. Gene Ontology annotation, molecular function: oxidoreductase activity. Gene Ontology annotation, cellular component: cytoplasm. The record is from RefSeq and is a predicted model, not a curated record. The coding region runs from base 162 to 1694 and encodes 510 amino acids.